Messenger RNA from Lachancea fermentati, 663 nucleotides. The record is from the annotation of a GenBank genome assembly. Lineage: Eukaryota; Fungi; Ascomycota; Saccharomycetes; Saccharomycetales; Saccharomycetaceae.
AUGGCAGCAAGCCCUUAUCACCCCCACAUUAUCGUCAUAGUCAUCAAACAAACGAUGAACUGGCCAGAUGAAUCCCGAAUAAUACGAGCACGACCAAAGCAGUUAACUCUAGUAAAAAUUCAAAAUCUUUUUUACAAUACAGGACUAAUUGUCUGUGUCAUGUAUGUUUUUGUCGCGAUGAUCAUUCAACCUUCCCUACAAGCCGCAUACAAUCAAAGAAUAGAAUUCAGCGUCAGUGCCCUAUUAAAAGCUCGCAAGCUUGUCACGUUUCUUGAAAAGAGAAUUAAAACGACUCCAAUAACGGUACUAGGCUUCAAUGAAGUUGUGAACCUAGAGACCAACAAACGUUACCUGGAGAGGUCUACUCAAACAGAUGAGACGGCAGAAGUUUACAAGAACUGUGAAAAAAGUUCCGAAGGCAAUGAAAAGGGGUGGUCUAGGAUUGCAGAAAGACUCAAGACCGUGAAUGAGGCGUUACAGGAUUUCAAUAAUCAAAAUGACCGCGCCGAAUACCUUGACUCUUUCUCAUUUCAAGUGAAGCUUGUGCACGACCAAUUAUCAAAUAUUGAUGGAAGAUCUAAAAUUAAUGCAGUUAUGAAAGAGUUUACUCAAACUACAAGGGAAAUGAAAGGAUGGUUUAUUAAUCGUAGAAUUCCUUCAUGA